Cladophialophora yegresii CBS 114405 is the source of this 1293-nucleotide messenger RNA. RefSeq names its product aspartate aminotransferase. Gene Ontology annotation, biological process: biosynthetic process; L-aspartate catabolic process. Lineage: Eukaryota; Fungi; Ascomycota; Eurotiomycetes; Chaetothyriales; Herpotrichiellaceae. The coding region runs from base 1 to 1293 and encodes 430 amino acids. Gene Ontology annotation, cellular component: mitochondrion. The record is from RefSeq and is a predicted model, not a curated record. Gene Ontology annotation, molecular function: pyridoxal phosphate binding; L-aspartate:2-oxoglutarate transaminase activity. The transcript has 3 exons.
AUGCUGUCCACCCUCCGACCAGCGGCGACGCGUGCUACCUUGCGGCAACAGGCCGUCAACCCCCAAGUGGUCCGUCUCGCCGCCGCGGCGUCGACAUGGGCGCACGUCAAGGAAGGCCCUCCCGACGCCAUCCUGGGCAUCACGGAGGCGUUCAAGAAGGACAGCUUCAAAGAGAAGAUCAACCUGGGUGUUGGCGCAUACCGUGACGACAAGGGCAAGCCGUACGUCCUCCCCAGCGUGCGCACGGCCGAGCAGAAAGUCGUCAAUUCGACUAUGGACAAGGAAUACGCCGGCAUCACGGGCGUCCCGUCGUUCACCAAGGCGGCCGCCCUCCUCGCGUACGGGCCGAACAGCAAACCCAUCGCCGAGGACCGCGUGGCCAUCACGCAAUCCAUCUCCGGCACGGGCGCGCUGAGGAUAGGCGGCGCGUUCCUGCAGAGAUGGUACCCCGGCAGCAAGACCAUCUACAUCCCGACGCCGUCGUGGGCGAACCACAAGGCUGUCUUCUCCGACUCCGGGCUCGAGGUCAAGCAGUACAAGUACUACAACAAGGACACCAUCGGGCUGGACUUUGACGGCAUGAUUUCUGACCUGCAGAGCUUCCCCGAGGGGUCCAUCGUCCUGCUGCACGCCUGCGCCCACAACCCUACGGGCAUCGACCCUACGCAGGAACAGUGGCAGCAGAUCGCCCGGGUCAUGAAGGACAAGAACCACUACCCGUUCUUCGACAUGGCAUACCAAGGGUUCGCAUCGGGGGAUACGGACAAGGACGCCUACGCGGUGCGCCACUUCAUCGAGCAAGGGUUCGGCCUGGUGCUGGCGCAGUCGUUUGCCAAGAACAUGGGCCUCUACGGCGAGCGGGUCGGCGCGUUCAGCAUCGUGUGCGACAGCGCCGAGGAGAAGAAGCGCGUGGACAGCCAGAUCAAGAUCCUCGUCCGGCCGCUGUACUCGAACCCGCCCAUCCACGGUGCGCGCAUCGCCAGCGAGAUCUUGAACGACCAGGGCCUCAACAAGCAGUGGCUGGGCGAGGUCAAGGGUAUGGCGGACCGCAUCAUCGAGAUGAGGGCCCUGUUGAAGAAGAACCUGGAGGAUCUGGGCAGCAAGCAUAACUGGAAUCACAUUACGGAUCAGAUCGGCAUGUUCGCCUACACCGGUCUGAAGCCCGAACAGAUGGACACCCUCGCCAAGGAACACUCUGUCUACGCGACCAAGGACGGCCGUAUCUCCGUGGCAGGCAUCACCACGGACAACGUCAAGAGACUCGCCGAGGCCAUCUACAAGGUGACCGGCUAG